GUCAUUGGUGGGUCUACUGUCACGGCGGAUCAAUAUUUCCCGCGCUAGUCGUUUGACAAGUAAAUAAUAGUGAAAAUAUUGCUUUAAAUGCAAUUAUAACUAAGAAAAGUACAAUGUAUGAUGUGGAAAAGUUCAGAAAAAUAGAGAAAAUCGGCGAAGGAACGUACGGCGUUGUUUAUAAGGCAAACGACAAGAAAACGGGAAAAUGCGUGGCUCUCAAAAAGAUUCGUCUGGAGAGUGAGACGGAGGGUGUUCCUUCAACUGCCAUUCGGGAGAUUUCUCUCCUCAAAGAUCUCAAACAUCCUGCCAUAGUCAAUCUGUUUGAUGUAAUCAUGGGCGAGGGCUGUGUCUACAUGGUCUUUGAGUGUCUCAAUAUGGACUUGAAGAAGCUCCUGGAACAGAAACGGGAUUUGCUCACGCCCAAGCUUGUUAAGAGCUAUAUGCAUCAGAUGCUGGACGCUCUUGCAUUCUGCCAUAUGCAUCGCAUCUUGCAUCGAGAUCUCAAGCCCCAGAACCUUCUCGUGGACACUGAGGGCCACAUCAAACUGGCAGAUUUCGGAUUGGCCAGAUGCUUCAACAUCCCCAUGGGCUCGUACACGCAUGAAGUCGUCACUCUUUGGUAUCGUGCCCCAGAAAUCCUCCUGGGCACUAAGUUCUAUUCCACAGGAGUUGACAUCUGGAGUUUGGGCUGUAUCUUCGCAGAAAUGAUCAUCAAGCGACCUCUCUUCCCUGGCGACAGCGAAAUCCAUCAACUAUACAAAAUCUUCGAACUUCUAGGCACUCCUGACAAUUCCACCUGGCCAGGCAUCAAUCAAAUGCCCGAAUACAAGAGCAUCUUCCCUCGCUGGGAACGCAAAUCACCCCCAACGGAAAUAAUCCGUCAGAAUGCCCACGAACUCCUACUCAAUCUUCUCGAAUAUGAUCCCAACAAACGCAUUGCAGCGCGAAGUGCAAUGCAGGACAGCUACUUCAAUGAUUUGGAGCACGUGAAAAUUGUUGAUUUACCCAUUGAAUCACCCUGAUUUCUGAUACUCGCACAAAAAUCUUUAUUUGCCAUAAGUCUUACAGAGAAUAAAUGGAUUAAAUUGAUAGAAAA
Messenger RNA from Phlebotomus papatasi, 1096 nucleotides. RefSeq names its product cyclin-dependent kinase 2 (gene Cdk2). The record is from RefSeq and is a predicted model, not a curated record. Gene Ontology annotation, cellular component: cyclin-dependent protein kinase holoenzyme complex; cytoplasm; nucleus. Bases 114 to 1022 code for a protein of 302 amino acids. NCBI's taxonomy places the organism in Eukaryota, Metazoa, Arthropoda, Insecta, Diptera, Psychodidae. Gene Ontology annotation, molecular function: ATP binding; cyclin-dependent protein serine/threonine kinase activity; cyclin binding. Gene Ontology annotation, biological process: regulation of G2/M transition of mitotic cell cycle; regulation of gene expression; G1/S transition of mitotic cell cycle. The transcript has 3 exons.